Molecule: messenger RNA, 1004 nt
Organism: Neoarius graeffei (lesser salmon catfish)
Lineage: Eukaryota; Metazoa; Chordata; Actinopteri; Siluriformes; Ariidae
Gene: mapre1a
Product: microtubule-associated protein, RP/EB family, member 1a
Exons: 8
Coding region: 31-828 (265 amino acids)
Biological process (GO): protein localization to microtubule plus-end; regulation of microtubule polymerization or depolymerization; spindle assembly
Cellular component (GO): microtubule plus-end; cytoplasmic microtubule; spindle midzone
Molecular function (GO): microtubule plus-end binding
Source: RefSeq, a predicted model, not a curated record
GCGCAGGUUCUAAACCGAGCAGCGGCAGGCAUGGCGGUGAAUGUUUACUCCACGUCAGUUACUAGUGACAACCUCAGUCGUCAUGAACUGCUGACCUGGAUUAACAGCUCCCUCCGCAUGAACCACGCCAAGAUUGAGCAGCUGUGUACAGGUGCUGCCUACUGUCAGUUCAUGGAUAUGUUGUUCCCAGCUUGUGUGCCAUUGAAGAAAGUAAAAUUCCAGGCCAAAUUGGAGCAUGAGUAUAUCUACAAUUUUAAAAUUCUUCAAGGAAGCUUUAAAAAGCUCGGGGUGAAUAAAAUUAUACCAGUGGACAAGCUUGUAAGAGGGAGAUUCCAGGAUAAUUUUGAGUUUGUGCAAUGGUUUAAGAAAUUCUUUGAUGCUAACUAUGAUGGAAAGGAGUAUGAUCCAGAAGUGGCUCGACAGGGGCAGGAGGUUGCUGCCUCCCAGUGUCCGGCUCCAGGUUCAGGCAGUAAAUCUCGGAAAGGCAGUUUGGACGCGCAGAUCAGUUCAGUGAAGCCCACAGCUCCAGUUGCUCCACUGAGACUGGCCGCAGCUUCUCCCAAGAGGGCAACUCCUCCAGCCCAGAGAACAGAUACAGUGACUGGAGAACAGCUCAUUCAGAUGAUGAAUGAUCUAAAAUGCAACAUAGCAGAGUUGGAAAAGGAGAGGGACUUUUAUUUCAACAAACUGAGGAACAUUGAGCUGGUUUGCCAGGAAAAAGAGGGGGAAGCCAAUCCCACGCUGCAAAAAAUAGUUGACGUUUUGUAUGCUACAGAUGAAGGUUUUCAGAUCCCAGGGGAAGGUGCUGAUGAACCAGAAGAGUUUUGAGCAAUCUUAGGCCAUUGCUUGAUUUCAUGUUAAGCUCUUGUUCAUGCGAGUUCUUGUUCAAGUGCCCUAAACGGAUGAUUGUUACACAUGCAGACUGCCAUCUUCCUUCAGUUGGGUGUCUUUUGAUCUUUUGCACAUUUACUUUUUUGAAUGUUUUAUAUUUGUAAAUGUUCCAU